AAUUAAUAGAAAUAUAUUAAAAACACUCAAGAGUAAAAGACACUGAAAAGAGAAUUGGAAAUAUAUUAAAUAUAUUUAAAAAAGAAUUUCAACAAAUAAAAUAUAAACACUUGAAAAACGCACAAUACGUAUAGAGAGAGUUAUGGCAAGUUCCGGUUCAAAUAACAAUCCUACCAAUGGCAACAAUCCAAAUAAAAACAAUACCAAUGAAAGCGAACAUUCAAUUUCAGUUUACGCAAGCUUGGAUUCAGAUAUAUCUUCGCCAGCACCAUCGACGAACCAGCAACAAGUGGGCCUAAAUACGAGUAGUUCACAGGCGAAUCUGAAUUAUUUUGUGAGAAGAAAAUCAAGAAGUUUAAGCAACGCGGCUGAUAUUGACGCUGUGGAUUCAGUUCCACCAACGUCUGGCUCACAGUUUAGAAUUAGCAUAUCUAGCAGUUUUCAGCGACUUCAAGCAGCUAAAAAAAAAUAUUUUGCAAAAAAAUGCAUAAAUGAAGAAGACGCCACAAUAUCUGCUGCAGCACUUGAAGGUGCAGAUAAGCGAGUCAUAUUAAUAAAUAAACCCCAACCAAAUAAAUAUCGCAGUAAUCAUAUUUCAACUGCAAAAUAUAGUUUUAUAAGUUUUUUACCAUCGUUCCUUUUUGAACAAUUUAGACGAUACUCGAAUUGUUUUUUCCUAUUAAUUGCGUUACUACAGCAAAUUCCAGAUGUAUCACCUACGGGGCGGUAUACGACGUUAGUACCAUUAAUAUUUAUAUUAGCAGUGAGCGGUAUUAAAGAAAUUGUGGAAGAUAUUAAACGACAUCGAGCUGAUAAUGAAAUUAAUCAUAGAAGAGUGGAACGCCUGUGCGGUGGUAUCUGGUGUGCGGUGCAAUGGGAUCAAUUAUGUGUGGGAGAUAUAAUUAAAGUACCAAAUAAUUCAUUUUUUCCUUCGGACUUGGUGUUAUUAUCUUCAAGGUAUGAAUAA
Teleopsis dalmanni is the source of this 967-nucleotide messenger RNA. Its product is annotated as phospholipid-transporting ATPase IB-like. Gene Ontology annotation, biological process: phospholipid translocation. Bases 143 to 967 code for a protein of 274 amino acids. Gene Ontology annotation, cellular component: plasma membrane. Gene Ontology annotation, molecular function: ATPase-coupled intramembrane lipid carrier activity. The transcript has 4 exons. The record is from RefSeq and is a predicted model, not a curated record. Lineage: Eukaryota; Metazoa; Arthropoda; Insecta; Diptera; Diopsidae.